Molecule: messenger RNA, 648 nt
Organism: Trypanosoma cruzi
Lineage: Eukaryota; Euglenozoa; Kinetoplastea; Trypanosomatida; Trypanosomatidae
Product: mucin TcMUCII, putative
Exons: 1
Coding region: 1-648 (215 amino acids)
Source: RefSeq, a predicted model, not a curated record
AUGAUGAUGACGUGCCGUUUGCUGUGCGCCCUGUUGGUGCUCGCCCUGUGCUGCUGCCCGUCCGUGUGCGCUUCAGAUUCUCCGAAAGUUCAAGCUCCUUCCCAAAACACCACGACGACCACAACAGAAUCACCGCGGGAUAAUAACAAGAAUACGAUUGAAAAUGAUGUACUUGUCACCAGUCAUUCAUCCACUUCUUCAGAGUUAGGAAUACAGCCGUCCGCUCCGUCAGGUCCGCCAGGUCCCGGUCCCGUUUCAGAACAGAGAACAGAUGCCGGAAAGGGACAGAGUUCGACCGUUCCGCGUCCGCAAUCAAAUGAUGCGGGCAACACUUUACCGAAAGACGAUAAGAAAGUCGAUACAGGGACACAAAUUCACAUGGAUAUAUCCACGGACCAAACAGAUCAGGAAGCUGAAGCUUCUGCCAAGAGGACCACCACGACGACGACGACAACAAAGGCACCAACCACGACCACCACCAAGGCGCCAGAGGCACCAAGUACUACGACCACAGAGGCGCCAACCACGACGACCACCCGCGCACCGUCACGUCUUCGCGAAAGCGACGGCAGCCUCAGCAGCACUGCGUGGGUGUGUGCCCCCCUGUUGCUCGCCGCAUCCGCGCUGGCGUACACCACUGUGGGCUGA